AGAUACCACCCUGCUCUCAACAGACACCCCAGCCUACCCUCAUGGAGGAAGCUGGCCUCCCAAUUAAAAUGUGUCUGCUCUAAGAUGAGGCCAGGAUCUCUUCAGUGGAGCCCACACGACAAGGGCAAGGCCCCAUCAGGGUUCUCUGGCCGGCUUGCACUGCCUGUUCAUAAGGAUCCUAUUGAGAAGAACAGAAGCACAGCCAGACAGCAGAUUAAGGAGCCCAGUGCCUGUCAAGUCCACAUACUAAGAUGUCCUUGGAGAAAAUGAAAGAUCUCCACCUGGAGGAAAAAUACCUACAACCAGAAACCACAGAAAUUAAUGGAGUCCUCAUGACCAAGAUGAUAAGUGAUAACUGGGACAAAAUCUGGAAUUUCCAAGCAAAACCUGAUGAUCUCCUCAUUGCAACCUAUGCAAAGGCAGGUACAACCUGGACACAGGAGAUUGUGGACAUGAUCCAAAAUGACGGGGAUGUGCAGAAAUGCCAGAGGGCCAACACCUUUGACCGGCAUCCUUUCCUAGAGUGGUCAUUACCUCCACCUCUCAACUCAGGUCUGAACCUGGCCAAUAAAAUGCCUUCUCCUAGAACUCUGAAGACUCAUCUACCUGUUCAGAUGCUACCACCAUCCUUCUGGAAAGAGAAUUCAAAGAUUAUCUAUGUGGCUAGAAAUGCCAAGGAUUGCCUGGUAUCCUACUAUCAUUUCUCAAGAAUGAAUAAAAUGGUGCCUGACCCUGGUACAUGGGAGGAAUAUAUUGAAACAUUCAAAGCUGGAAAAGUAUUGUGGGGCUCCUGGUAUGACCACGUGAAGGGGUGGUGGGAUGUGAAGGACCAGCACCGCAUUCUCUACCUCUUCUAUGAGGACAUGAAGGAGGACCCAAAGAGGGAAAUUGAAAAGAUAUUGAAGUUCCUGGAGAAAGACAUAGCAGAGGAAGUUCUGAAUAAAAUCAUCUAUCAUACCUCAUUUGAUGUAAUGAAGCAAAACCCAAUGGCCAACUAUACCACCAUACCUACCAGCAUUAUGGACCACUCCAUCUCCCCUUUUAUGAGGAAAGGGAUGCCUGGUGACUGGAAGAACUAUUUUACUGUGGCCCAAAAUGAAGAAUUUGACAAGGACUACCAGAAGAAGAUGGCAGGGAGCACUGUGACCUUUCGCACAGAGAUCUGAGAGCAACCGAUUAUGAGAUACAAAGGAUAACAUGAAGAAUGAAAUCCAGUGAGCGGGGUCUGAUCCAGGCUGACUGAAGUUGAAAUGAUCCCAGGUCCAAAGAGAAAGGCCACUGCUGGACAUUGGAGCAAAUGCUUAAAAGCAGGAUAUUCAAGAACCUCAGCCAAAUUCUGUGACCAAAACAAGGCUGGAAAGCAGAAAGAGAUUUUAUAUUCCAGAUGAACAUCUUAGGAAAAAAAAGAAAACUGUAAUGCAGUCAAGGAAAAA
Messenger RNA from Sciurus carolinensis (gray squirrel), 1433 nucleotides. RefSeq names its product sulfotransferase 1C1. Gene Ontology annotation, biological process: sulfation. The transcript has 9 exons. The record is from RefSeq and is a predicted model, not a curated record. Bases 252 to 1166 code for a protein of 304 amino acids. NCBI's taxonomy places the organism in Eukaryota, Metazoa, Chordata, Mammalia, Rodentia, Sciuridae. Gene Ontology annotation, molecular function: sulfotransferase activity. Gene Ontology annotation, cellular component: cytoplasm.